CCAUGGAGGGAGUGAGCGCGCUGCUGGCCCGCUACCCUGCGGCCGGCCUGGCCGGCGGCCUGGGGGUCACGGCGUGCGCCGCGGCCGGCGUGCUGCUGUACCGGAUCGCGCGGAGGAUGAAGCCAACGCACACAAUGGUCAACUGCUGGUUCUGCAACCAAGACACACUGGUGCCCUAUGGGAACCGCAACUGCUGGGACUGCCCCCACUGCGAGCAGUACAACGGCUUCCAGGAGAAUGGUGACUACAACAAGCCAAUCCCUGCCCAGUACAUGGAGCACCUGAACCACGUGGUGAGCAGUGCGCCCAGCCUCCGCGAGCCCGUGCAGCCGCAGCAGUGGGUGAGCAGCCAGGUCCUGCUGUGUAAGAGGUGCAACCACCACCAGACCACCAAAAUCAAGCAGCUGGCCGCCUUUGCUCCACGCGAAGAGGGCAGGUACGAUGAGGAGAUUGAGGUGUAUCGACACCACCUGGAGCAGAUGUACAAGCUGUGCCGGCCGUGCCAGGCAGCCGUCGAGUACUACAUCAAGCACCAGAACCGCCAGCUGCGUGCACUGCUGCUGAGCCACCAGUUCAAGCGCCGCGAGGCCGACCAGGCCCACACGCAGAGCUUCUGCUCCUCUGCAAUAAAGGCCCCUGUCCAGGUCAUCCUGCUGCGCUCCCUGGCCUUCCUGGCCUGUGCCUUCCUGCUGACCACCAUGCUGUAUGGCACCAGUAACCCCUUCGCCCCAGGGGCCACCCUGCCCCUGGCCCUGCCACCUGGUGGCAAUGGCUCGGCCGCACCUGAGAAUGGCACUGCCCCUGGGGCUGAGGGCUGGCAGCAGCUGUUGGACCUGCUACCUGAGCACAUGGCAGAGAAGCUGCGAGAGGCCUGGGCCUUCGGGCAGAGCCACCAGAUGGGCGUUGCGGUGCUGGGCCUGCUCACCUGCCUGCUGGCCAUGCUGCUGGCCGGCCGCAUCAGGCUCCGGAGGAUCGACGCCUUCUCCAGCUGCCUGUGGGCCCUGCUGCUCGGGCUGCAUCUGGCCGAGCAGUACCUGCAGGCCACCUCACCCAACUGGCUGGACACACUCAAGUUCAGCACCACAUCCCUGUGCUGCCUGGUGGGCUUCACGGCAGCCGUGGCCACAAGGAAGGCAACGGGUCCACGGAGGUUCCGGCCUCGAAGGUACUUCCUGGGAGACUCCACUGGCCUCUUCCCCAGCAGCCCCAGCCUGGCCGUCCCGUGCCCAAGUGUCGGAGGUUCUUCACCACCCCUGCUCCUCCCCACCCCGCCCGGCCUCCUGCCACUCACCAACCAACAGCUGUUCCGGACUCCCCGGCGGGCGUCACCGUCCUCACUGCCAGGCCGCCUCAGCCGGGCCCUCUCACUGGGAACCAUACCCUCUCUGACCCGAGCAGACUCUGGGUACCUGUUCAGUGGGAGCCGUCCUCCGUCGCAGGUGUCUCGACCUGGGGAGGUUCCUAUUGCAGGUUACUUCACUCUGCUGUCGGGGAGCUGCCCCUCCUCCCCGGCGCCCUCCAUGGCCGGUUCGGUGGCUUCCAGCUUGGGCUCUCUGCGCCACCGCAGGCCCCUGAUCAGCCCUGCCCGGCUCAACCUGAAGGGGCAGAAGCUGCUGCUGUUCCCGUCACUCGCCGGGGAGGCCCCGAACACCCCCAGCAGCUCGGACGAACACUUGCCGCCGCCAAAUGGCAGCCUCUUCCCCAUGGAGCCGCCCCGCGUGCCCCAGAGGCAGCCCAUGCAGGACGCGAAGCACACUGUGGACAUGAGACUGAAGCCAGAGAGAGGCAGCGCCUGCAGCAGUCGCUCCAUCAAGAAAGAGGACGACUCUUCCCAGUCGUCCACCUGCAUGGUGGAUACCACCACCCAAGGGUGCUCGGGAGAGGCCGCCGCCUGGACAGGUUGUUUCGGCCCUUCCCUGGUGCGAGGCCUCCUGGCUGUGAGCUUGGCUGCCAACGCCCUCUUCACCUCGGCCUACCUGUACCAGAGCCUGCGCUGACCCACCGUCAGGGAAGCUGGGAGGGCAGCGCCCGGUGCAUGCUACUGCCACCACUGCCGGCCUCAGGC
Molecule: messenger RNA, 2065 nt
Organism: Cynocephalus volans (Philippine flying lemur)
Lineage: Eukaryota; Metazoa; Chordata; Mammalia; Dermoptera; Cynocephalidae
Gene: TMEM201
Product: transmembrane protein 201
Exons: 11
Coding region: 3-1997 (664 amino acids)
Biological process (GO): nuclear migration along microtubule
Cellular component (GO): nuclear inner membrane
Molecular function (GO): actin filament binding; lamin binding
Source: RefSeq, a predicted model, not a curated record